CGCGAUACUAUCGAUAGGCUCGUUUCAUCGACAAACAUUUGGAUAUCUCAUUUAAAAAUUGAUGAAACAAAUUAUAAACAUUUGAAGAAUGUCACGCGUUACAAACAUUGACGAUUUGCCCGAUGUUGACAUUGAUUCUAAUGGUCGUUUUAAAUAUAUUCUCAUCAAAGUAAUUGAUGAUGAUAAAUCUAAAUUUUUAGUUCGAGGCUAUAAAUGGGCUGCUUAUCAUGCCGACAUAUUUGAUGUUGUAGCUCCUCAAGAUAGCAAAUUCAAAUAUGAAUGUGUUGGCGGUGGUCGAAUUCAACAUUCAUCUGAAAAGAAAACGAUUCAUGUUUAUGGUUAUUCUCAAGGGUUUGGGCAAGCAGAUCACAAAAUUAGCUGUGAUUUAAUAUCAAAAAAAUAUCCAGAUUAUAAGGUGACCUGGUCAAACGAAGGAUAUUAAAUAGAUAAAUAAAAAUAUUUUUAUUCAAUAAACGUCUAUUGUUGCUGUAA
Molecule: messenger RNA, 492 nt
Organism: Dermatophagoides pteronyssinus (European house dust mite)
Lineage: Eukaryota; Metazoa; Arthropoda; Arachnida; Sarcoptiformes; Pyroglyphidae
Product: 14 kDa phosphohistidine phosphatase-like
Biological process (GO): peptidyl-histidine dephosphorylation
Cellular component (GO): cytosol
Molecular function (GO): protein histidine phosphatase activity
Source: RefSeq, a predicted model, not a curated record